GUCGAGCGGCGGUUAAGGCGUGGCAUCGUCUGCUCCGGGCGCUUGAAGGAGACUCGGGGACUGCCUAGCUGUUCUUGAGUCCUUCGGUGUCUCCGCUGUCUUUACUUCCUUCGCUCCAUGAGAAAGAUGCUUGCCGCCGUCUCCCGCGUGUUGUCUGGCGCUGCCCAGAAGCCGGCAAGCAGAGUGCUGGUGGCAUCCCGUAAUUUUGCAAAUGAUGCUACAUUUGAAAUUAAGAAAUGCGAUCUUCACCGGCUGGAAGAGGGCCCACCUGUCACCACAGUGCUCACCAGGGAGGAUGGACUCAAAUACUACAGGAUGAUGCAGACUGUGCGCCGAAUGGAGUUAAAGGCAGACCAACUAUAUAAGCAAAAAAUUAUUCGUGGUUUCUGUCACUUGUGUGAUGGUCAGGAAGCCUGCUGUGUGGGACUGGAAGCCGGCAUAAAUCCUACAGACCAUCUGAUCACAGCCUACCGGGCUCAUGGCUUUACCUUCACUCGGGGCCUUUCCGUCCGGGAGAUUCUAGCAGAGCUAACAGGACGAAGAGGAGGUUGUGCUAAAGGGAAAGGAGGAUCUAUGCACAUGUAUGCCAAGAACUUCUACGGAGGCAAUGGUAUCGUCGGAGCUCAGGUGCCCCUGGGAGCUGGGAUUGCUCUGGCCUGCAAGUACAAUGGAAAAGACGAGGUUUGUUUGACACUAUAUGGUGAUGGUGCUGCUAAUCAGGGUCAGAUAUUUGAAGCUUACAAUAUGGCAGCAUUGUGGAAAUUACCUUGUAUUUUCAUCUGUGAGAAUAACCGUUAUGGAAUGGGAACAUCUGUUGAGCGAGCUGCGGCCAGCACAGAUUACUAUAAGAGAGGCGAUUUUAUUCCUGGGCUGAGGGUAGAUGGAAUGGAUAUCCUGUGUGUCCGAGAAGCAACAAGGUUUGCAGCUGCCCAUUGUAGAUCUGGGAAGGGGCCCAUCCUGAUGGAGCUGCAGACUUACCGUUACCAUGGACAUAGUAUGAGUGAUCCUGGAGUCAGUUAUCGUACACGAGAAGAAAUUCAAGAAGUAAGAAGUAAGAGUGACCCUAUUAUGCUUCUCAAGGAUAGGAUGGUGAACAGCAAUCUUGCCAGUGUUGAAGAAUUAAAGGAAAUUGACGUUGAAGUGAGAAAAGAAAUCGAGGAUGCUGCCCAGUUUGCCACAGCUGAUCCUGAGCCACCUCUGGAAGAACUAGGCUAUCACAUCUACAGUAGUGACCCACCCUUUGAAGUGCGUGGUGCCAACCAGUGGAUCAAAUUCAAGUCAGUCAGUUAAUAGGAAACCACGUGUAAUGGAUGGGCUAUUCAUCAGCAACUGUAAGGAACUCUGUUUUCAAAUUUAAGGAAUAAUAUCAAAAAACUGCAGUAUAAGUCUGGGAAACUUUUAAAAGAAUAAAUAACAUGUAAAUUAUAUUACUGACAGAGUAAUUGCAUUGCAGGUCAUACAUUAGUGCUUUGUGUGAAUAUAAAGAUUUGUAUGGUUUAAAACAGGCACAAGUAUAUAAUCUUCCCCCAAAUUAUUUCCUAAAAUAGUUUCAUUUGUGUAAACACAAGAACAAUUCUUUGUAUGCCUAUUCCACCCCAGCCACUCUUUGGGUGGAGAUCACUGGCCUUGAGGAAUCAUUGCUUUGUUCUCAAAGGUUCACAGGGUUCACAGGUAGUGGGGGGCAGAAGACUGUUCAUACUGAUUGUUUCCUCCAGUAUUUAUUAUUAUUGUAAGAUUUCACAACAUUUCAAAGGCCAAUAUCUUAGUUUUCUCCAUUUAUACAUUCAACAUGAAGUUAUCUUAAGUUACAUUCCUAUUAGACAAUGUAAGGCACGUUCAUACCCAUUUUGUCUUUCACAUUUAAGUGCUACACUAGUAAAUAAGACAUAUCCUAAACUGGAGGGUACACAGCUUAUUUUAAACACCUAUUGUUUUUACUUUCCAUUAGGUACAAUAAGAUGGGGUGACUUUUCCAUGGAAGUAAAAUUUAUUUCUAAGAACAAGAACGUCUAACAUGCUGGGAUAUCUAAAUUAAGAUUCACUAUCGUAUUACAUAUACGUCUAUAAAUCUUUAAAAUAUGUUUAUAAAUAGACUAAAAACUUCCAGUAAAGACACUCUAAAACUUCAAGUUCUUGAAUUAAACAGGUCAAGUGUUUUGUAAACUCGGCAGAAUUUGCAUGUAUGUAGAUUGAAGCUUUAAGUAUAAACAUACACGUCAACUAUUUGUGCGCUCUGUCCUUGGGUGUAGCUGCAGUCCCUGAGGACUUCUGAACUUGUCUUCUGUAACGAGAAAUCGCUUGCCAGAGCCUACAGAGGGCACCACCACUGUGAAACAAAUAAGAGUUGUUAACUAAAAAUCUCAAAUAUUUUGUCCUUACGGCAAAAAGGAAAGUAUAUAACUCUAGAGUUAACAUUUGCUAUCUAGUCUCAAAAAUGCAGUCCCUAACUUAGGCACUUCACAAAAACAUUCACUUAUAAAUGUAAUACUUGUGCCCCAGCACUGGUAGGAUGUGGCAUUAGAAAUGUGUGCAGAAGUGCUGAUGGAUCUGUGUAAGGCUAUCUAAAAUGAUAUGGGAAUAAGAGGGCAUGUUGCCAUUUAAAGAGAGCUGAGUAUAGUGUGCUUGCGCCUCAUGCCAUACCUCAGCGUUUUACCAAAUUGAAACUAGCAAAGCUCCAGAUUCGGGAGAGGAAAAGUUUACCAGCACUUUGUUUUCUACUUCACGAAAAAUAUUCUGUUAUCCAAACUAUUGAACAUCUUACCGUAGUUGAAGGCACCUUAGGUCUUCCUUAGUGAUAUUAUUGAGAAUAUCAGAAAGAGUAUAAUCCUCUCCAACAAUCUGAAACAAAGAUGAAGUACUAAGAGAAAGCUUUUUGGCUACGUCAUAGGAAUCAUUUUUGGUUAUAAAUAUACCUUACCUUUUCAAUUGUAUUUGCAUCUGUUCCUUGCAUUUGCAACCAGGCUGUAAGCUCAUUAUCGGUUCCUUGAAAAUGAGGGGGUGCUGGGAUCUCUGCAGUACCUGUAGUGAUUAGAAACAUGUACAUCAAUGUGCUUUUCAAAAGUAAAAUGGAUGUUAAACUAUCCAGAAUGUAAAUGUGACAUGAAAAGAUGAAUUAACCCUAUAUUAUUCAGCUACCCUAUACAUAUUAUAUAAUUCAGAUUUCUUGGGUUUGUUUCACAGAGAGCAGAUUUAAUAAAUGUAGAAUUUGAUGUUACCCAUCUCAGUUUAAAUGCUUAUUCCCUCCCUGUCUUUAAAGUGCUUUAUCUUAGGAUAUAAUGUAUCUCCCUAAAUGCACUGGAAAUCAAAUGAGAAACCAGGUUAUUGUGUGAGAGCUUACCCAUUCCACAUUCUAAGUGGCAACUGUACCCCUUCUAAGUGUCACAGAAUGAGAGGCUUACUAAAGCAUAAUUUACACAGUAAACCACCCUUUUAAGGUGUACUUGGACACUCAUGUCUCUACUCCCACAAUCGAGGUACAUUUCCAUAUUUCAAGAGGUUCUCCUGUGUUUUUAAAAUUUGUUCCCUUUCCUAUUCAUUGAUUU
Fukomys damarensis (Damara mole-rat) is the source of this 3542-nucleotide messenger RNA. It is a transcript of the gene Pdha1, whose product is annotated as pyruvate dehydrogenase E1 subunit alpha 1. Lineage: Eukaryota; Metazoa; Chordata; Mammalia; Rodentia; Bathyergidae. Gene Ontology annotation, molecular function: pyruvate dehydrogenase (acetyl-transferring) activity. Gene Ontology annotation, biological process: pyruvate decarboxylation to acetyl-CoA. The transcript has 11 exons. The record is from RefSeq and is a predicted model, not a curated record. Bases 118 to 1290 code for a protein of 390 amino acids. Gene Ontology annotation, cellular component: intracellular membrane-bounded organelle.